CGCAUCUCCGGCCCGCACCGCUCCCGACUCUUCCCCCGCCUCCCCUCACGCCGCGCCGGGAACGCCCCUCAGGAAAGCUCGGGGCUUCCGCCGGGCCUACAGGCCGGGCCCGCGGUUCCAGCCCGAGACCGGAGGGCUCUGGAAGCCGCAAGGCUGCGGGGGGAACCCGGCAGGUAUAAGGGCUGCUGCACAGAAAAAGAAACACCAGCUUUCAGCAGCUUGCACAGUAAGUUGGUGACACACCUAGAACAACCCCAGGUUAUGUAGUUGCCUCCCGUACAUCCUGCUGACUGGAACAGGCUGCUCUUCAUCUUUCUGGACUAUGCCAAGAAAAAGAAAGCUGUUGGCUCAAUUAAGUGCUCUUCAAAGCAACCCCAGCUUCCCUCCUUUGAAUGCUCUGGAGAAACUGAGUUCUACACCUGAUGGUGAUUCUUCUCCAAAAAACAGCAAGUAUUUUGCAACACAGAAGAAAAAUUCUUCCCGGCUAGAAGCAGAUUUUUUUAACCAGCCCUGCAUUAGUCUGGCCAAGUCCUUUCUGGGACAGAUUUUAGUUCGCAAGCUUCCUGAUGGCAGAGAACUCUGGGGGAGGAUUGUUGAAACAGAAGCUUAUCUGGGUGGGGAAGAUGAAGCUUCCCACUCGAAAGGGGGGAAGCAAACUCUCCGAAACGCAGCGAUGUUCAUGGCCCCAGGAACCCUCUACGUGUAUCAGAUCUAUGGGAUUUAUUUCUGUGUCAAUGUUUCCAGCCAAGGGGAAGGGGCUGCAGUGUUGCUUCGCUCUUUGGAACCUCUUGAGGGUUUGGAAGCCAUGAGAGAGCUGCGCAGUGCCUCCAGGAAAGGCCCCAGGAAGCCCCUGAAGGAUGGGCAGCUCUGCAAUGGGCCCUCCAAGCUCUGCCAAGCCUUUGGCAUUGACAAGGCUUUUGACCAGAGGGACCUGGCUGAAGAUGCAGCCAUCUGGAUGGUGCCUGGCCAAGACCUCCCUGGGGAGCAAGAUGUGGUGGCCACGACAAGGAUUGGGAUUGGCAACAGGGGAGAGUGGUCCCAGAAACCACUCAGGUUUUACUUACGAGGAAACAAAUUUGUGAGCGUUGUAGACAAGAAGAUGGAGAGAGAGAUGGGAGCAUCAGGACACUUCUCUUGUGCUCCACAUGCCGGCCUUGAGCUGUGUGAGGGCAGCAGCUAGGGCAGACUGUGGCUCAGAGGUUUUUAAUAAUAAAUGUUCUUUGUCA
This is a messenger RNA of Calypte anna (Anna's hummingbird), 1226 nucleotides long. It is a transcript of the gene MPG, whose product is annotated as N-methylpurine DNA glycosylase. The record is from RefSeq and is a predicted model, not a curated record. NCBI's taxonomy places the organism in Eukaryota, Metazoa, Chordata, Aves, Apodiformes, Trochilidae. Gene Ontology annotation, molecular function: DNA binding; alkylbase DNA N-glycosylase activity. The transcript has 5 exons. Gene Ontology annotation, biological process: base-excision repair. The coding region runs from base 323 to 1180 and encodes 285 amino acids.